Messenger RNA from Closterium sp. Yama58-4, 2604 nucleotides. NCBI's taxonomy places the organism in Eukaryota, Viridiplantae, Streptophyta, Zygnematophyceae, Desmidiales, Closteriaceae. The record is from the annotation of a GenBank genome assembly.
AUGCCACAAGCGUCUCAGCUGAAGCCCAUCGAGGAGGCAUCAGCCGGACUGGAGAUCGACCCCAAGCUGCUGACAGUGCUGGAGGAAGCAGCGCAGGACCGCCGCCAGGAACUCGACCUGCAGGGGCAGCACUUUAAAGCCCCGCUCGCAUACCUCCCCGAGUCUGUCGCCCUUCUAGACUGGAUCGUGGAGCUUCGCCUGGCAAACAACGGCCUAGUGGUUUCUCCCCAGGCCAUUGGAAACCUCUUCUGCCUCUCGGUCCUCGACGCCUCCUGCAACAAACUUGUCGAGCUGCCCGAGUCCAUCGGGCACCUGGCGAAACUCCGGGAGCUGAGGCUCGGGUUUAACUCCCUCACAGGGCUUCCGGAAGCGAUUUGCAAGCUAGCAGAGCUGAAGGUGCUGUCUGCGCCGCUGAACCAGCUGACUUAUGUGCCGCGGCGGAUCGGGAAUCUGGAGAAGCUGACUGAGCUGGACGUGCAUUACAACUCGCUUCAGUCGAUUCCCGAGAGCAUUGGGCGGCUGGAGAGGCUCACGUCGCUGAAUAUCAGCGCGAACCACUACUACCACCUGAAGGAGCUUCCGGAGACGAUCGGGAAUUUGAGGAGUUUGGUGAAGCUGGAUAUUAGCGAGAAUUAUAUCAAGAUUCUGCCGGUUUCGUUUGUGAACCUGACGAGUCUGAAGAAGCUGUCGCUGCAGGGGAACCCGUGGCAGCACCCACCCAUGGAUGUGGCGAACUCAGGCCUGCAGGGUGUGAUGGAUUAUCUGAAUCUGCAUGACAUUGUUGAGGAAUCGCAUGGAGGACCCAAGAAGCUUGGAGGGCUUCUGGGAUUCUUCAGACAGAAGCAGAAGGAAGACCCAAAACUCGCUGCCUGGAAGAAAAAUACUCGCACGUUAUACGGCCGUGUGAAGCAAGAACCGUUAGAUUGGUCGCCUUCGACUGACGCUGCUGUCGCACGCGUCGCCGGAGAUCGUCAGGAUGCGCGAGGGAAACAUGCGACAGUUGAUAACGAACGAUCUUCGGGAGAUAAUGACGUCGCAGCGUCGCACGGCGACGAGGUGGUGCAGGAAUCUGAUCUCGUUCGCGACGUUCUCAUCCUGUGCGAAGGAAUCGACGGUCGUUACCUCAAGUUCGACGAUGAAUCGCGAUCCGUGCGAUUCGUCCCGGGCACGAGAAUACAGCAAAUACGCAUGGCUGAAUCUCUUCAACUAAGCAGGCUCGGAGUGAUGGUUCGGCAAAUCCAAGCCUACAUUCAGGAAGUCGCGUCACUCAAUUCGGGCAGAAUAAGCAGUGCUAGUGGCGCUGGUAGUGGGGGACUGCAACACGGAGGGGUACGAGCGGAUCGAGUGGCGGUGAAAGAAGAGAGAACGGGACGAGCGGAAAGAGUGAUUGUGAAGGAAGAAGGGACGGGACGAAGGUACCGGACGUUGGCACAGGAGGGAAGGGGGAGGCUCGCGGAGAGGGGCGUGGGGAACGAGGAGGGAGUAGCGGAGGGAAUGAAGAGCAAGAAUCAGAUGGUGAGUGAAGAGCGAUUUGACGUGCGAGUUGACGGGCGGUUCCGCGACGUGCUGGCGUGUCUAGACGUUCACCGCCACUCCCCCGCGCUCGCCGCCCUUCCGCCAGCUCUGCAAGAAGGCACGGUGGGGAGGGAUGGUUCAGGAGGAGCAGCACCGAGGCUAAGAGAGGGGGGGCUUGCUGUGGGGAGGCAGGACCGGGGUGGGGGGUAUCUGCGGCUAAGGCACUUGCUGGCGUUCCUGUCGCCGUGGUUCUUGCGCUUGGCGUGCAUCGUCUGCUUCAUUGAUGAGUGCAGGUGGGUGCACGCACGGCCUUUCUGCAUCCUCCGCACACCCCAACUCCCCCAUCCCCCCCAGAUCGCUGCGCGGCGGUCCCUUCUUGGACGCAUUAGAGGCGAGGAAGAGAGCAGCGCAGGGAAUCGAGCGCGAGCAGCUGGGGGCGGCGCUGGGGGAGGCAGUGCGGCCGUUGGUGCAGGGCGUGGCGGAGUGGGCCGUCACAAUCGCUCUGCAUCCUCUCUGCACACCCCAACCCCACUCCGCAUCUCCUCCAGAUCUUUAUGCGGUGAUCCCUUCUUGGACGCUCUGGGGGCGAGGAAGAGAGCAGCGCAGGGCCGUGAGCGCGAGCAGCUGAGCUCAGGGCUGGGGGAGGCAGUGCGUCCGCUGGUGCAGGGCGUGGCGGAGUGGGCUGUCAAGACGCUCUCUGCACUCUUUCCACGCACCCUUCCAUCCCAACCCCCCAUCCUCCCCAGGUCUUUUCGAGGCGGUCCCUUCUUGGACGCAUUGGAGGCGAGGAAGAGAGCAGCGCAGGGCAAUGAGCGCGAGAAGCUGGGGGCGGCACUGGGGGAGGCGGUGCGUCCAUCUUUACGUGGCGGUCCCUUCUUAGACGCACUGGAGGCGAGGAAGAGAGCAGCGCAGGGCAAUGAGCGCGAGCAGCUGGGGGCAGCGCUGGGGGAGGCGGUGAGGCCGCUGGUGCAGGGCGUGGCGGAGUGGGCUGUGCUGGGGAACGUGGAUGCCCGCAACGAGGAGUUUUUUGUGCGGUGCAGUGCGGUGGCGGCCAGCAAGGACGUGCUCUGGCAGGAGGGCUUCUGGUGA